AUGAGGUGAAAGUCUAACGUCAUAAUAGUUGGCAUUUUUCACGAUUGCUAAUUUGCUACCAAUCCCAAUUUCCACAUCCGUCGGAUCCUUCAAUGAAAUCUGAAACCGUCGAUAUAAUUGUUAUCUUCACCCCAUCUACUGGGUUUAGCCUUUUUUUUCGAUUUCACUAUUAACAAAGUCGCUUAUCCCCUCUUUCUUGCUCCUUCCUUGUUAUACUGGGGUGGUGAGCCACAUCCAAGCUCUUUUCCCCCCUUUUUCUCUCUCCCAAUCCCGUCUCUUUCUUCAAUUUACGUUUAUUCCCAGGUAAAUUUCAGGAAUUUGUGCAAAAAAGUGACAUUUGGGGAUGGAAAAUGGGGUGGGAGCUGUUCAUGAGCAUAAGGAUUCUGGAGGGUCUGAUAUGUUUGAGGAGGCAGUUGAGGAGGCUUUAGAUAAUGGAAAUAACGAAGUGAUACCGGAUUCAGAUGAUGUUGGUGUUCGUGGUAUUGCUAUUGGGGAGAGUGAUGCGGAUUUUGCUGCAGCUGAGGGGAGUCCGAAGCCUCUAGACGAAGUGGAGAAGAUUAAGAGUGCAGUAGAGGGGUCUAGUGAGGGGAGAGAUGACCAUGGAGAGAGUGUGGAGAUGAGGGAAGAAUCUGUGGCGGAAAACGGGCAUGAUGACUCUGUGACAAUAGAGAAUGUUGACGGUAUUGUAGCAAAUGAGGAUUCCUUUAAUGUUGAUGAGAGGGUUAACAGCCAAGAAAUCGAGCUCCCUAGUGUCAUUGGCGAUGCUGUAACAGAAGAGUCUCAAGACAAGGGGUCUAAAGUUGCACCUUUGAACAUUAAAGAGAUUGAAGCUAUUGAAGGUGACGAGGAUACUGUUGAAAAAUCUGUUGUCUUGGAGAUAUCAGAGGGUAGAGAUGUUGGGGCAAUGGGUCAAGAUGACACCGGUGCGGAUCUAGCUGAGGAUGUGAAAGAUGUGAUAACCAACUGGAAUGUUAAUCAUGUGAAUGAAGACCUGGUGAGGGAACUGGGGGAUGAUGCUUCAGCUGCCAAUUCUUCUGACAAGGAAAAGGAGAAGCCUGAAGAAAUUAAAGAAAUUUUAAGUGGGGAUCUAAACAGCAAUGACAGUGAAACUGUUUUGUCAAGCAUUAGUCCAGAACCUAAGGAGAGUGUUGGGGUUGUAUCCAAAACAGUUUUGGGCGAGACCAAUUCAGAGACUCCUGAUGGUGAUACGAAAUCUGAAAGUAGGGUUUUGCUUCCUCAACAUAAUGAUGAAAGUAGUUCUCCAGUUGAUAAUGGUGGAGCGUUGACUUCAGAGGCAGAGCCACAACAGCCUCAACGCCCUUCCCCUUCAAUUGAGGAGAGACAAAACAAUGAAACGAAGAAGGAAUCAACAGUUAAGCCUAAGUCAACAAGUUCCAAUGUUCCUCCUGCACAUCCUGCUGGACUUGGCCGUGCUGCCCCACUUCUAGAACCUGCCCCAAGGGCAGUCCAUCCACCACGGGCAAAUGGGCAAGUUUCCCAGACUCAAACACAGGUUGUUGAAGAUACCACAAAUGGGGAGGUUGAAGAAGGUGAUGAAAUCCGAGAAAAACUUCAGAUGAUAAGGGUGAAGUUCUUGCGUCUCGCUCAUAGGCUUGGGCAAACUCCUCACAAUGUUGUUGUUGCUCAAGUCUUGUACAGAUUAGGGUUAGCAGAACAACUUAGAGCAAGAACUGGGGGGCGUGUAGGUGCAUUCAGUUUUGAUCGUGCUAGUGCCAUGGCAGAGCAACUAGAGGCUGCUGGGCAAGAGCCCCUUGAUUUUACUUGUACGAUUAUGGUUCUUGGGAAGACAGGAGUUGGUAAAAGUGCAACCAUCAACUCCAUAUUUGACGAAGUGAAGUUUAGCACCGAUGCUUUUCAAAUGGGUACUACGAAGGUUCAGGAUGUUGUGGGUACUGUGCAAGGGAUCAAGGUGCGGGUCAUUGAUACUCCUGGACUCGUUUCAUCCUGCUCUGACCAGCAUAAGAAUGAGAAGAUCCUUAACUCUGUGAAACGUUUCAUUAAAAAGUCUCCUCCAGAUAUUGUGUUGUAUCUUGAUAGGCUUGAUAUGCCAAGCAGGGACUUUGGCGACAUGCCACUAUUGAGGACAAUAACCGACAUUUUUGGACCUUCAAUUUGGUUUAAUGCAAUUGUUGUUUUGACUCAUGCUGCAUCAGCUCCCCCAGAGGGUCCAAAUGGUACUCCAUCAACUUAUGACAUGUUUGUCACCCAGCGUUCACAUGCUGUACAACAAGUUAUCCGCCAAGCUGCUGGUGAUAUGAGGCUUAUGAACCCUGUUGCAUUGGUGGAGAACCAUUCUGCUUGCAGGACAAAUAGGGCUGGUCAGAGAGUUCUGCCAAAUGGUCAGGUCUGGAAGCCUCAUUUGUUGUUGCUCUCAUUUGCCUCCAAGAUAUUGGCCGAAGCAAACAUACUUUUAAAGCUGCAAGAUUCCCCACCAGGGAAACCAUUCACUCCUCGUGCACGAGCACCACCUUUGCCUUUCCUCCUCUCUUCACUUCUGCAAUCAAGGCCUCAAUUGAAACUUCCUGAAGAGCAGUUUGGUGAUGAUGAUGCUAUGGAUGAUGAUUUGUGUGAAUCGUCCGAGUCUGAUGAAGAGUCAGAAUAUGAUGAGCUGCCUCCAUUUAAGCCUUUAACCAAGGUUCAGCUGGCUAAGCUUCCUAAAACUCAGAAGAAAGCUUACUUUGACGAGCUAGAAUACAGGGAGAAGCUUUUUAUGAAAAAGCAGUUGAAGGAAGAAAAAAGAAGGCGGAAGUUUAUGAAGAAAAUGGCAGCCUCAGCCAAGGACAAGGACAAGGACAUGCCUAGUGAGUACAGUGAUAAUGUUGAAGAAGAGUCUGGUGGUGCUGCAUCACUACCUGUACCAAUGCCCGAUCUGGCAUUACCUGCUUCCUUUGACUCCGAUAAUCCUACUCAUAGAUACCGUUAUCUGGACACAUCCAAUCAAUGGCUUGUGAGGCCUGUUCUUGAUAAUCAUGGUUGGGAUCACGAUGUUGGCUACGAAGGUAUUAAUGUGGAACGUAUGUUUGUAGUCAAAGACAAGAUUCCUUUGUCCCUCUCUGGUCAGGUAUCAAAAGAUAAGAAAGAAGCUAACCUUCAGAUGGAAGUAGCCAGUUCCAUAAAGCAUGGGGAAGGAAAAGCUACAACAAUGGGUUUUGACAUGCAGAGUGUUGGGAAAGACUUGGCCUAUACAUUACGCAGUGAGACUAGAUUCUGCAACUACACACGGAAUAAGGCCACAGCAGGUCUCUCUGCUACUUUAAUGGGUGAUGUAGUAUCAGCUGGAGUGAAGAUAGAAGAUAAGUUAAUUGUUAACAAGCAAUUGAGGAUGGUGGUGAGUGGUGGUGCUAUGGCAGGUCGUGGAGAUGUUGCUUAUGGUGGAAGUUUAGAGGCCACUUUUAGGGACAAAGACUACCCUGUGGGGCGUUUCCUUUCAACUCUUGGGCUGUCUGUAAUGGAUUGGCACGGGGAACUCGCUCUAGGGUGUAAUCUUCAGUCUCAGAUCCCAAUGGGAAGGUCUACAAAUUUGAUUGCUCGUGCGAAUUUGAACAACCGUGGAUCUGGGCAAGUGAGUCUUCGUUUGAACAGCGCAGAACAGCUCCAGUUGGCUCUAAUUGGUUUCCUUCCUCUGCUCAGAAAGCUAAUGGGUCAACGUCAAGACCGUCCUCUUGGAUAUUGAUGAAAAAAACAAGUAGAUGAUACAUUCAGCACAGCAGGAUAUUAUUAAUUAGGAAGUUGGUUUUAUCUUGUCAGACAUAAUUUAGCAGAGUGAGUAACCUUUGUUGAUCCUUUUUUCUUUUGAUAGCCAUUGUAAUUCUCUUGUUAGAUAUUUGCCAUUGGAAACUCAAGUUGUUGAUCCUAGUAUUGCUUGUUAAAUUUUGGUUUCAAA
Spinacia oleracea (spinach) is the source of this 3904-nucleotide messenger RNA. Its product is annotated as translocase of chloroplast 120, chloroplastic. Bases 344 to 3694 code for a protein of 1116 amino acids. Gene Ontology annotation, cellular component: chloroplast outer membrane. NCBI's taxonomy places the organism in Eukaryota, Viridiplantae, Streptophyta, Magnoliopsida, Caryophyllales, Amaranthaceae. The record is from RefSeq and is a predicted model, not a curated record. Gene Ontology annotation, biological process: protein targeting to chloroplast. The transcript has 2 exons. Gene Ontology annotation, molecular function: GTPase activity; GTP binding.